AUGACGGACGUCCUGCUCAACAACCUGGGGCGGCUGCAGGACCUGUGGGGCAUCUUCCUGGCGCACAUCGUGGAGCUGCUGCACAGCGGCGUCCCCCAAAUCAGGGCCGCCGCCAUCGACGCCCUCGACCGCCUCCUCACCGGCGCCCUCGGCCCCGCCGCCGCCGCCGCAGCCGCCCCUGCGGCCACCGCACCCGCUACCCCGCCCGCCGCGCGGGGCCCGUCGGGCGCCCAACCGGCCGCAGGCGCCGCGGCGGCGGCGCUGACGGCGGGCGGCAUCGAGCACAUGCUGUUGGUGGCUCUGGAGUCUGUGUACAAGGAGGAGCGCGAGCCCGACGUCCGGCAGGGCCUGCUGCGCGUGGCGCUGCACGUGCUGCAGCGCCACGGGGAGCACCUGAGCGCGGGGUGGGUGCCGCUGCUGAGGCUGCUGGAGGCGGUGCCCAGCUGGAACGACGCGGCGACGAUCAGCACGGCCUUCCAGUCGGUGGAGUCGAUAUGCAGCGAGCUGCUGACCAUCAUGCCCAAGGAGCACAUGCAGCGAGCCCUGGAAGUCCUCCUGCUGUUCGCCAAGCAGAGCGCCCUCAUAAACGUGACCCUCACGGCCAUAGGCAUCCUAUGGCACGUCACAGACACCCUCGGCCGCAGCCGUCCCUCCGACGCCGGGGACGCGGCCCGGCCGCUGGCGCCAUCAGCGAGCUUUGGCGGCGGCGGCGGCGGCGGCGGCGGGCCGCUCGGGCUGGGCGUGCCGGGGCUGUCUGGGGCCGGGGCGGACGGCGGCGCCGGCCGCGGCGACGGGGGUGUGGCGGAUCACAGCUGCCGCCACGACAUGAGCGAUGCGGAGGUUACGCAGCAGCUGCUGCGGGUGUUCACCCACCUGCGCCAGCUCAGCAGUGACGCGCGGCCAGAGGUGCGGGCCGCGCUGGGCGCCUGCACCGUCGCCGACGGCGUGCAGUAG
Molecule: messenger RNA, 954 nt
Organism: Monoraphidium neglectum
Lineage: Eukaryota; Viridiplantae; Chlorophyta; Chlorophyceae; Sphaeropleales; Selenastraceae
Product: putative Protein MON2 like protein
Exons: 3
Coding region: 1-954 (317 amino acids)
Source: RefSeq, a predicted model, not a curated record